This is a messenger RNA of Oryzias latipes (Japanese medaka), 2441 nucleotides long. The record is from RefSeq and is a predicted model, not a curated record. Lineage: Eukaryota; Metazoa; Chordata; Actinopteri; Beloniformes; Adrianichthyidae.
UCUGCAUUGCGUUUAGUUGGAGCCAUGGCGCGGUCUAAAGCAAAAGUUUAUCUCUGUUCCGCGCUGAUUCUGAUCAGCCUUAUCUCCGUGAUUGGGUGUAUAGCUGUUUUGCCAGGCGCAGGUGUCCAAAAGAAGCUUACCUAAAAAUAGCAGUAGCCACAGACUCAGAGAUAUGCUCGAAAAUUGGAAGGGCCAUACUUAAAGAAAAAGGGGGCUCUGCAGUAGAUGCUGCUAUUGCCGCGCUGCUGUGCACUUUUGUGGCAAAUCCGCACAGUGCGGGGAUUGGAGGGGGCUCCAUAUUCACAGUGAUGGACAGCUCUGGUAGCAGACAUUCACAUUUGCUCAGUUUUCGUCAUUUGCUCUUUUGUCAUGAAGUUCGACACACAUAGAAUUGAAGUUAUUGUGUUUUACAUUUUUAAAGGUGAUUUCAAAAUCAUCAACUCCAGAGAGGUAGCGCCUACAAAAGUGAAAUCUGACUUGCUGAAGUCCUGUCCCGAGGAGAGCAUGACAGAUGUGAAAUGGAUUGGAGUUCCAGGAGAAAUUCGUGGAUAUGAAGCGGCUCACAAGCUGUAUGGAAAGUUGCCCUGGGCAGAUCUCUUUCAGCCCGCCAUCAAGCUGGCAAGAGAGGGAAUUCCCAUCUCUGAUUUCCUCCAUUCACACAUUGAGAAUAUCCCAAAUUCAAAUGAGACCCAGUCUUUACGAAAAUUAUUUACAGACAACAACAAUAACUUUCUUAAAGCUGGAGACUUUGUCAAGUUUGAGAAACUGGCCGACACUCUGGAGAUGAUUGCAAACCAAGGACCAGAUGUCUUUUAUACUGGAAAAAUAGCAGAAGAUUUGGUCCAGGAUGUGAAGGCAGCAGGAGGAACACUUGAGCUGCAGGACCUGGCAUCAUACAACGCUACCUUGACUGACGCAUGGAAUGUGUCUAUGGGGGAGUAUCGGAUGUACUUCCCCCCACCGCCUGCAGGAGGAAGUCUCCUCACACUCAUCCUCAACAUCAUGAGAGGAUUCCCGUUAAAUCCAGACAGUCUGACUGGGAAAGAAAAGACACUGUUUUAUCAUCGUUACAUUGAAUCUUUCAAGUUUGCAAAUGGACUCAAGAAAUACAUUCGAGAUCCAAGGUUCACCUCAGAAAAGAGGGCGAAGCAAAUCACAGAAGAAAGCUUUGCCAACUACAUACGAAGCUUGAUCACAGAUGACAAGACGCAUGAGCUCCAGUUUUACAACGUUACCCCACAUCUGGACAGCACUGGCACCACGCAUGUGUCGGUGCUACAUGAAGACGGAUCUGCCGUUGCUGUCACCAGCACCAUAAACUACAUUUUUGGGUCCAGGGUUGUGUCUCCAAGAACAGGCAUCAUCCUGAAUGAUGAGCUGAGAGACUUUUGCGGGAGAGCAGACACCAUCUUACCUGGGGAGCGUCCCCCCUCAUCCAUGUCCCCCGUUGUGCUGAAGUCUAAAUCAAGGACACUUAUGAUUGGAGGAUCUGGUGGGGGCAGGAUUACGACUGCAAUGGCAUCGGCUCUCAUUAACCACCUAUGGUUAGGAAAAAGUCUUAAGGGCGCCAUUUAUACUUCUGUUGUUUUUGUGGACUCUGAAAAUGCAUUGGAUUUUGAACCUGACUUUGACAAGGAUGUGAUUGAGGGUCUUAAAGCACUGGGACACAACCAUACAACGGUCCGAAAAUUUAACAACAGUGUUAACGCUGUGGAGAAAAAGGACGGCUGCAUCUUUGCUGUGUCUGAUUUCAGAAAAAAGGGAAAGCCAGAUGGUUACUGAGCUCACAUGUGAUGAAUGUCAUUAAAAGACUUUUGGAGAUGUGAAAACAAAGAAACAGCAGCUGAAUGUGUAUAUAUAUAUGUGAAAGAAGCAGUGCAAAAGGGUUCCACCAACUGAACUUACACUGAUAAUGUUUUAUACAACCUUUUUUAAAUAACAAGUUUUGACCUUAUAGAGUGAAGCAAUUCCUCUUUGUCAUUUCAUUUCAAUCAUUUUUUAUCUAUGCAUUUUUUUCUAUCAUGAAAAUUGUUGUUUAUAUGUUUGUUGUACAUUAUUGAACAUUUUCACAAUUGAAAAGGAGCAGAGUUGAAGAAUACAAUUAUUCGAAUUAUCUGCUCCUUUUUAAACAUUGCAUCAUUUUACACUUCUCACCCAAUCACCUAUGCUCAAGUGUCAACAUACGGUUCAAAUAAACAUAGUAAAAACAUUCCAUUCAUUUAGUACAUACAAUCCAAAUAUUCCAUUCAAUUGUCAAGUUUACAUCCGUUUAAAUUGAAUAUUUUGACGACCUUUUAACUAAUUCUCCUGGGAAUUCCACGUUAUUCCCCCUGCUAUAGGCAAAUACUUUUGCUUUAGUGUUGUUUGAGCAAACUGUUGUUUGAAAUGAAACCUUCUAUGAUUUUCAUCUCCUGUAGUUAAAAUAAAAAGCUUUUACAAGU